This is a messenger RNA of Akanthomyces muscarius, 936 nucleotides long. RefSeq lists its product as uncharacterized. Gene Ontology annotation, biological process: protein dephosphorylation. Gene Ontology annotation, molecular function: inositol diphosphate tetrakisphosphate diphosphatase activity; phosphatase activity. NCBI's taxonomy places the organism in Eukaryota, Fungi, Ascomycota, Sordariomycetes, Hypocreales, Cordycipitaceae. Bases 1 to 936 code for a protein of 311 amino acids. The record is from RefSeq and is a predicted model, not a curated record. Gene Ontology annotation, cellular component: cytoplasm. The transcript has 2 exons.
AUGGCCAGGCGUAAUUCUCGGAUAUACGCUGAAGAGGCCAUCUUCUUUGACGAAUCAAGCUACACCUCCUCUGCGUCCUCCUCGUCCUCUUCUGGGUCUUCAUAUCAGUCCAGACGGAGUUCGCGGAGUUCAUUCAGAGAAGACUUGUUUCAGUGUGCUACGGAGAUGGAAGAAGGACUGCGCAAUGGCGCGCCCAUCAAGGACACAGUUGCUGCUCUGCGCUAUCAAGGCGGCAUCGGUAGUGCCAGAGAUGUUGCUGUUCUUGAAAAGUCAGCCAAAGUACCGACACUACUCCCUACUAUUCAUCAGUCGGUCGAGUAUCCUGUCGUACCCCUGGAAGGCCGUCCUCUCAACUUUGGCGUCAUUGUCCCUGGUUUCUAUCGCAGCAGCUACCCGAAGCAGCACGAUUUUGAUUUCAUCAAGACGCUCAAUCUCAAGACCAUUGUCACCCUGGUCAAGAAAGACGAGCUCGAGGAUGACCUGUCAGCCUUUGUCGACAUCAACGGCAUCCGCCAAGUCACGUUUGACAUGAAGGGCACCAAGAAGGAGGCCAUCCCACUUGAUACCAUGGCCGCCAUUCUUCAACUUACCCUCGACAAGCGAAACUAUCCCCUCCUCAUCCAUUGCAACCACGGCAAGCACCGCACCGGCUGUGUUGUUGCUGCCGCCCGCAGAGUCGCCGGUUGGGAAGUUGACCCGGCCUUGGAUGAGUACAGGGCAUUUGCCUCCCCAAAAAUUAGGGAGUGCGAUAUCGACUACAUCAACGCGUUUCAAUCAUCAUUGAUACCCAGAUUCGAAGACGAGAUUGUUCCGCAUAGUCCUGUCCAAGUCAGGACUUUUAUGCGCACGCUGCUGUUUUCAACAGUUGUCGUUGUAAUAUGGAUCGUUUCCGGAACGCAGAUGACUUCGGCCCCUGCUACUGUCGAAACCUUUUGA